AUGGGGGUGGCGGUACCCGGGUGGGGGACGGGUCCUGCCGCCGCCUCUCCCUCGGCCCGAGCGGGCGCUGCGCGGCGGCGCCAGGCGGAGGUUGUGGCCGUGGUGGCGGCUGCGCGCCCCGGGCCUGAGGUCUCCAGCGCGUCCCUCGGCGGAAGAUGCGAGGCGAGGCGGAGCGCCGGCAGUGAGCUGCGGCGGGGGGAGAGGCCCGGCGGUGUCCCGGGAGCGGGGCCGGAGCCCCCCCUCAGGCCGGCGGGCGGCGGAGGAUGCGGAUCGGGCCUCCCCGCCGAUGAGAGGGAGGAUGGGAACCCAGGGCAGCCCGGUGAAGAGCUACGAUUACCUCCUCAAGUUCCUGCUGGUGGGGGACAGCGACGUGGGGAAGGGGGAGAUCCUGGAGAGCCUGCAGGACGGCGCCUCCGAGUCCCCCUACGCCUACAGCAACGGAAUCGACUACAAGACCACUACUAUCUUGUUGGACGGCAGAAGGGUCAAGCUGGAACUCUGGGACACAUCAGGGCAAGGAAGAUUUUGCACCAUUUUCAGAUCCUACUCUAGAGGAGCCCAGGGAAUUCUCUUGGUGUAUGACAUCACUAAUCGCUGGUCCUUUGAUGGGAUAGACCGAUGGAUAAAGGAAAUAGAUGAGCAUGCCCCAGGUGUCCCUCGGAUCCUGGUGGGCAACAGGCUUCACCUCGCCUUCAAACGGCAGGUGCCCACGGAGCAGGCCCGGGCUUACGCGGAGAAGAACUGCAUGACGUUUUUUGAGGUCAGCCCCCUGUGCAACUUCAAUGUCAUAGAGUCCUUCACAGAGUUGUCCCGUAUCGUCCUCAUGCGGCACGGCAUGGAGAAGAUCUGGAGACCCAACAGAGUGUUCAGCUUGCAGGACCUGUGCUGCCGAGCCAUUGUUUCCUGCACCCCAGUCCACCUCAUCGACAAGCUGCCAUUGCCCGUCACCAUCAAGAGUCACCUGAAAUCCUUCUCGAUGGCGAACGGGAUGAACGCGGUGAUGAUGCAUGGCCGGUCGUAUUCCUUGGCCAGCAGCGGGGGUGGGAGCGGCAGCAAAGGUAACAGCUUGAAGAGAUCCAAAUCCAUUCGUCCACCCCAGAGCCCCCCACAGAACUGCUCACGCAACAACUGCAAGAUCUCUUAGCAGGAUGGACACGCCGUGAGCUUCUAACGUAUCCACACCCACCCACCGAUGUACAGCUGUUUGCACACUUAACCCUUUUCGACUGGAUCCUUUCGGAUGGGCCACGGUUGCUUUUUUUUUCCGAUGGCUCGCGCAAGCAUUGGGAAUGUGCUCACGUUUUGGCUUCGCGUACGAAGCGGGGUGCCGGCUGGAUCUUGCGGCGCUGGCGGGGAGAGGACUCUGCCAAGUGACCCUCCAAGAAUGCUUUGGGCUUUGGGGUGGAAAAUUCAGCAGCUGCCGGGUUGGGGAGGGGGGAAGGGGAAAAGAGCCCAUCCAGUCUCGAUGGAGAAAUGGAUUUAAUGGAAGAUUGAGAGGCUUAAGGGAGUAGGCAAGGAGAGUCUGUGCUGCAACUUUAACUCUUGGACUCCUGAACAGAUUGCUGGUGCAAUAGUAAUCGUUGGAUGUAGGGGGGGGAAAAAAUGGGGACAGGGGAGUAAUGACAGUUUUCACUGGGAUGUUAACCUGCUGUUGCCAAAAACAAAGAAAACAAGGCAAGAGUUGGCCAAUUGAAAAGGGGAAGGAGGCAGUCUGCUUGCCUUCCUCAUUUAUUUAUGUAAAUAUUAUACAUAUAUAUAUAUCUCACUUGUUUUUUAAGGUUUUUUUUAAGAAGCAGUCAGGGAAAAUUUUAUGCAGCCAUGUAAAUACAAGCACUGGAUUAACUUUCCCAGUGUCAGCAAAAGGGGAGAAGUGGAAGAGUUUCCGAUGAAAAUAUACAAAUGCUUUAAGAGACUUUCAAUCACCACCUCGGCUUGUGCUGGGUUUUUUUAAAUACUACAUAUGCAGAAGGAAAGAACAAUUCGUGCGUAACAAACCCCAAGCUGCUUUAUUCUGAUCAUUCCCUAAAACUUGUGAGAGCCGAAGGCAGGGUGAGAUGUAAAUGGAUCGAGGGGCAGAGCGGAGAGGCCGGGGUCUCGGGGUUUGCUUUUGGCAGGCAGGACAAAGAGCUCUGAGGUCAGACUGAUACCUUGCUCGCUUUGCGCCUUCUGAGGAGCAGAGGGUUGAAGCAUCGUGCCUAAAGCAGAGGAAAAACGCUGAAUAUGCUGAAUUUUGUCCCUUAUUGCUGCAAAACCUUGGCCGUCGCUUCCGGAGACCCUCCAUCCACCACACCACCCCGUGCGACAGCCCCCGAAUCCCAGCUGCUUCUUGCUUUGCUUUUUCCAAAGACGUUCUGCCUGAGCUAGUGUUGUUGCGGCUCCUCCUGGAUGAAAGUGGGGAAAGGACGGAAGCGGCUUUUCCUGCUGGAGCAUGAAGGAGCAAGGGACUGGGAAGGUGAAAAGUUUGUGUGGGAAAAGAGCGAUCCCCAGGUCCUGUCGUGGCAAAUGCACUUGGCUCCAUGGCAGGCCCGGGAAAUCGGGAAAGCAAACUCCUGGAUUUUAGAGGGGCGAGCGUGCUCAGCGGCAAGAGCUCGAGAUGUGCACAUGCUGUGGGAGAAGAUCUUGCGUCAAGCAAGGGCGUGUGCUUCCCCGGCUUCGUCCCGUGGCUGAUCUUUGCUGGAAAUUCACCUGGAAACUUAGAAACAGUGCCCAGCCCUUCCCGCAAAAGCUAAGCAGGGCUUGGCAGUGGGACUAAGCUAUGUCAACAGAUUCUUGUAGGCGGCCAGGAUGUGUAGAUUGUGAGUAGCGUGGUAGAAAGUGAAUUACUCUUUCCUUGUGCUGGGCUGGUCUCCUCCUCAGCCAGACCAGCCGGUACAGUGCUGCCAUCUUCCUCCUGGCGUUAGCAACUCCGCAAGGCCUGGGCUUGCUCGUCUCCCACCCCUCCCAGAGCAGCUUGUUGCAUUGCACGGGCAGAAUGAAGCCGCAGCGGCUCCUGCGCGGCCGACGGACCCGCUUUGUUGAGGCAGCGGGCAGGGGCGCAUCCCUCCCCGGGGGACGUCUCCUUCCCCUUGCUUCUGAGCUGACUUGGGAGGUGAAGGAGCCGGUCCCCCUCCCCGCUCUGCAGGACAAAAUACAAUACGGGGGUCGGUCUCUUGGCUCGUCUCUAGCGUGCUUUAUUGCCCAGCUCAAAUGAGCGAGGAGAGAAUUAAACCCCAGGCAGAUGGAGGAGGGGGAGAAGAAUCCUUUGUAGUGGUGCUUUGGCUCAAGAGCAAAGCCGCAGCCGAGCUCGGCACGGUGGCGUGAAGGCCGGGGGAUUUGGAGAACCUGUCUGGGAUGGCUGGCACCUGUUUCCCAUCACUUAACACACAGCAGAAGACAAUCGCUGGCUCAGCAGCCCGGGGAUAUACGGCCAACAGGUGAUCGGCCCCGCAAAAGGCGAUUUUUCUCCUGGAAAACAUCAUCCGGGCACUGCGGGGCCCCUUCGCCGGGCCGCUCCCGGGCACCGGUGCGCGGGGCGAAGAGGGAUGAAGGUUUCCUUUCUGAAAUCACAAAGCUGCUGCAUGCCGAGAAAAACGUGAUGUACCUCUGCUUGGUUUGGCUUUGCCACGUGUGACGCCUCCCCGCGCCUUUUUCCCUGCAGUUGAUUAUUUUUUUUUUUUUUUCCACCCUGUAACGUCUCAACAGAUCCUGUCCAGAGUGAGGAUGAAAGAUUCACCUGGAGCGAUUGCUCAGCAAAAAACUUUUUUUUUUUUAUUUUAUUUAAAAGGAAAAGAUUCUUCCAUCUGAUGUCAACACUAGUCUGUAGCUGCUCUCCAACACUUGUACCAUUCCUGAGUUGUUUUGGGUUUUUUUGACUAUCCUUUUAUUUUUUUAUUCCUUUGUACAGUCAAUGUUGUUCAACUGAUUAUACAUGGUUUUGUUUUGUAUAAAUUAAAGUCUUUUUUUUGUUUGUUUGUUUUGAACUACCAACUGAAA
Messenger RNA from Grus americana (Whooping crane), 3972 nucleotides. It is a transcript of the gene RAB40C, whose product is annotated as RAB40C, member RAS oncogene family. Gene Ontology annotation, biological process: intracellular signal transduction; protein localization to plasma membrane. The coding region runs from base 287 to 1144 and encodes 285 amino acids. Gene Ontology annotation, cellular component: endosome; plasma membrane; synaptic vesicle. Gene Ontology annotation, molecular function: GTPase activity; GTP binding. The record is from RefSeq and is a predicted model, not a curated record. NCBI's taxonomy places the organism in Eukaryota, Metazoa, Chordata, Aves, Gruiformes, Gruidae. The transcript has 7 exons.